AUGCCUCGGCGUAAACGAAGUCCAGAUUCAACAGCCACAUUGAACAAUGAUGCAGCUGAUUGGGACGCCGAGGAUUACGACAAAAGACCCCCAAAGAAGAAGGUAUGGGAGGAAAAGCCUUCGAAAACUCCCUUGCAAAUGAUGGCGAACAAGCAUCAGGACCGCGAUGCGACCAGACGUGAGUGGGACAGCCGAGAGCUCACCAUGGCAUCUGUCGGGAUGCAGAGGCCACUUGUCCAUUAUCAGAGCAUCUGGUAUACUUGGGUACAACGCCAGCCAAAUUUUCCAACAAAUGGGCCCCAGGCCAUGCAUUUGAGACGUUUCCUCAAUGAAACGAUCCAGUAUGUCAACCCUUCCGGCGUAGAACAAACCACCCCGUCGGAGUCAACAUUCAAGAGCGCCAUCAAUUUCAUCAAAACCAUCAACGCCUCAGACUACCCGAUUUAG
Exophiala bonariae is the source of this 447-nucleotide messenger RNA. RefSeq lists its product as uncharacterized. Bases 1 to 447 code for a protein of 148 amino acids. The record is from RefSeq and is a predicted model, not a curated record. Lineage: Eukaryota; Fungi; Ascomycota; Eurotiomycetes; Chaetothyriales; Herpotrichiellaceae. The transcript has a single exon.